AUGCUGUGGCCCCUGUUACUUCUCCUGGCCAUCACCGAGGCACAGACCACCCAGCCUUGCUUCCCCGGGUGCCAGUGCGAGGUGGAGACCUUCGGCCUCUUCGAUAGCUUCAGCCUGACACGAGUGGAUUGCAGCGGCUUGGGCCCCCACAUCGUGCCCGUGCCCAUCCCCCUAGACACAGCCCACCUGGACCUGUCCUCCAACCGGCUGGAGAUAGUGAAUGAGUCAGUGCUGGCAGGUCCCGGCUACACCACAUUAGCUGGGCUGGAUCUCAGCCACAACCUGCUCACCAGCAUCUCCCCGACCACAUUUUCCCGCCUUCGCUACCUGGAGUCACUUGACCUCAGCCACAAUGGCCUGGCAGCCCUGCCAGCCAAGAGCUUCACCAGCUCACCACUGAGUGAUGUGAACCUUAGCCACAACCGACUCCAGGAGGUCUCCGUGUCUGCCUUCACCACCCACAGCCAGGGCAGGGCACUGCACGUGGACCUCUCUUACAAUCUCAUUCACCACCUUGUGCCCCACUCGCCACGCUCCGGCCUGCCUGCACCCACCAUCCAGAGCCUGAACCUGGCCUGGAACCGGCUCCGAGCUGUGCCCAACCUCCGAAACCUGCCCCUGCGCUACCUCAGCCUGGAUGGGAACCCCCUGGCUACCAUCGGCCCAGGGGCCUUCUCAGGCCUGGCUGAUCUUACACAUCUGUCACUGGGCAGCCUGCAAGGACUUCCUCAGCUGGAGCCUUAUGGGUUUCAAGAACUGUCAGGCUUGCAGGUCCUGGACUUGUCAGGCAAUCCCAAGCUCAAGUGGGCAGGACCUGAGGUAUUCUCGGGCCUGGACUCCCUGCAGGAACUGGACCUGUCCGGCACAGGUCUGGUGCUCCUUCCUGAGAUGCUGCUCCACCACCUCCCAGCGCUGCAGCACCUCAGCAUGGGCCAGCAUGUGCGGUGCAGGCGCCUGGUGCGGGAGGGCGCCUACCCCCGGCAGCGUGGCUCCAGCCCCAAGGUGGCCCUGCACUGCACAGGCACCCAGAGAUCUGCAGCCAGGGGCCCUGACACAUUGUGA
Molecule: messenger RNA, 1062 nt
Organism: Elephantulus edwardii (Cape elephant shrew)
Lineage: Eukaryota; Metazoa; Chordata; Mammalia; Macroscelidea; Macroscelididae
Gene: TSKU
Product: tsukushi, small leucine rich proteoglycan
Exons: 1
Coding region: 1-1062 (353 amino acids)
Molecular function (GO): protein binding
Source: RefSeq, a predicted model, not a curated record